Dunckerocampus dactyliophorus (ringed pipefish) is the source of this 2769-nucleotide messenger RNA. It is a transcript of the gene orc1, whose product is annotated as origin recognition complex, subunit 1. The record is from RefSeq and is a predicted model, not a curated record. The coding region runs from base 68 to 2734 and encodes 888 amino acids. Gene Ontology annotation, cellular component: nuclear origin of replication recognition complex. The transcript has 17 exons. NCBI's taxonomy places the organism in Eukaryota, Metazoa, Chordata, Actinopteri, Syngnathiformes, Syngnathidae. Gene Ontology annotation, biological process: mitotic DNA replication checkpoint signaling; DNA replication initiation. Gene Ontology annotation, molecular function: chromatin binding; ATP hydrolysis activity; DNA replication origin binding.
UCGUUGCUCGCAUUCAGACCGCUGAGAUAUAAUUCCAAAUCAACUUUACCUUUGUUUGUAAACCAGGAUGAAAACCAGAUUGCGAGUCAGACGAGUUUACAAGUGGAAAGGAGAGCCUCUGAGCUUCGACAGGAAGAUGAAAAACUUUGAAUAUAGAUCUUUGGUUAUCAGUGUGGAGGGUCUACCCAGGCCCACCGUCAUCACCAUGGGUCAGCACAUCCUCAUUGAGGGGGAAGAUGAAGAUAACCCGUACGUGGGCAGAGUGAUCAAGCUUUUCGGGGACGAGGCUGGGCGGCAGAAGAAGGCGGUGGUUCAGUGGUUUGCUCGCGUCUCCGAAGUGCCUGUGAACAAGCUGCACCUGCUCGGCCGAGACCCGCACCCGCAGGAGAUCUUCUACUAUCAGGGAAGAAGCUGCGAUGACGAGAUCGAUGCCGAGUCCAUCCUCAGACCCGUGCAGGUGAAGCAUCUUGAAGGACAAGCUCCGUUCCCAGACUGCGGCGAUAAAGAUACUCUAUACGUGAAGCUGUCCUGGGACACCAAGACUUUCAAGGUGGUGGACUCAUCCCUCGUGUCGCCUUCCUCCCCACCUGGCCGUCCUACAAGCUACCUCAACCGGUCGCCUCCCAGCGUGCCUCCUGCAUCCCGCGGCACGUCCCGUCGAGCGUUGCCGACACCCGAUCCCGAAGUCAUGCGGCGGGCGGCUUCGGCGGAGCAGAGAUACAACAGAGCAAGCAUGAGUGCAGGGAAGCUUGGAGGCAUGGAGGCCGAGUCGGGGCACUCAGCCACUAAAUUGUCGGCUUCAAAAUGUCUGAGCGCAAAGAGAAGGAACGCGUCGGCCAGGACACCUGGAGUGCGCAAGCGGCUGGAGCUCAGCAGUCCAGAGAAGACGUCGACGCUCGGCGAUGACGUCUUGAGUCAGAUACUGGAUGAAGCGCUAGAGUCAGAGCUGGCUCAGAGGCUGUCAUCGUCUCCCCCUCAGGUGCUGCGUCCUUCCCAAAGUUUAAGCCCGCUCUGCAAGACGCACAGAGCAGCCGCCGACCCAGACUCCAUCUCCCUAAAGCCCUCACUUGUCAAGUCUGGCUCUGACAUUCGCGGUCUUCCCUCUCCAGCCAGAGAUGCAGCUUCAUCCCGAGGUACCACUCCUCGAAGUAAAGAGCAGAAAAUCUUGAGGGAACCUUCCCUCGGCGUGUUGCCCGAGGUGGACGAUGAGAACUCUCCCACGCUGCCACUCGGCACGACACCGAGGGGCUCGAAAAGAAAGUCUGCUCGACUGGUGGCGACUCGGAUCAGAAAGCAAUUAAAUCUUCUCAAUGACCCAAAGAGCCUGGACUCGGACACAGGAGACGAGGAGGACUUUGAUCCGUCAAACAGUGCCGUGCAGAGCAGUGAUGAGGAUGAUGAAAUGAGUCACAGUGAUGAAGAAAUACUUGCCAAAAAAGGCAGACAUGCUGCAAUUGUGCCUCGCACGCCUCGUUCGAAGAAAGCUUCAGCCCGGACGCCUCGUAAGACACCCAGCAAGAAGGCAGCACCCGGUACGCCACGCACUCCUCGUCAUGCCACCCCCUCCAUGCCCAGCAGGACGAUGCCAGCCCGACAGCCCGCUAACAUACUGGAAACGGCCCGAACGAGGCUGCACGUAUCAGCGGUGCCCGAGUCUCUCCCCUGCAGAGAGCAGGAGUUUCAGGACAUUUACAACUUUGUGGAAAGCAAAAUCAUUGAUGGCACCGGAGGGUGUAUGUACAUCUCAGGUGUACCGGGGACAGGAAAGACCGCAACAGUGCAUGAGGUGAUGCGAUGUUUGCAGAACGCAGCAAGCAUGGACGAGAUCCCAUCCUUCCACUUCAUUGAGAUCAACGGCAUGAAGAUGACGGACCCUCAUCAGGCCUACGUUCAGAUCCUUGAGAAACUGAGUGGUCAGAAGGCCACAACCGACCACGCGGCUUCCAUCCUGGAGAAGCGAUUCAGCAACCCUGCCCCCAGGAAGGAAACCACCGUGCUGCUCGUGGAUGAAUUGGACCUCUUGUGGACCAGAAAACAGAACGUGAUGUACAACCUUUUUGAUUGGCCAACGCGUCGUCACUCCCGCCUGGUGGUUCUGACCAUUGCAAAUACGAUGGACCUGCCCGAGAGGAUCAUGAUCAACCGAGUGGCCAGCAGGCUGGGUUUAACUCGGAUGUCGUUCCAGCCGUACGGAUUCAAGCAGCUGCAGCAGAUCAUCAUGUCCCGCUUGAACAAAGUGAAAGCGUUUGAGGAAGACGCUCUCCAGCUGGUGUCGAGGAAGGUGGCCGCUCUGUCGGGCGACGCUCGCCGAUGUUUGGACAUCUGCCGCAGGGCCACGGAGAUCUGCGAGCACUCUGCCGCCAAGCCUUCCGUCCCGGGACUGGUGGGGAUGAGUCACGUGAUGGAGGCGCUGAAUGAAAUGUUUUCCUCCACCUACAUCGCCGCCAUUAAGUGUGCGUCAAUGCAAGAGCGGGUGUUCCUCCAGGCGGUUAUUGCAGAGUUUCGGCGGUUGGGGUUGGAGGAGGCAACCUUCCAGCAGGUGUUUGUGCAGCACCAGGCUCUGUGUCGCGUGGAGGGUCUGCAGUCUAUCAGCGUGUCGGAGGGCCUUGCCGCGUGCCAGCGUCUGGGCGCCUGCAGGCUGCUUCUGCUGGAGAACAGUCGCACGGGAACCCUGCAGCGCGUCCGCCUGAAUGUCGGCCAGGAUGACAUCCUCUACGCCUUGAAGUCCGACUGACGAGGUGGGGGGGGGGAAUCGCUUUUUAAUUUAUC